GCCUGGGCCUGGACUCUGGGUACAGAAAAAACUCAGGCCUUGGUCCAGGCCCAGCUCGAUCUCUACUAGGAACGGGCCGAGGAUUAAGAAAAAAAUAAGGUCGGAGUUCAGAGCGGGUUUAAAAUUUUUUUGGAUCGAAUAGAAUAAAAGGUCAGGGUUUCCGGUAACCCUACCAAUUCCUGAUAUAGAUGAGAGAAGAGGUGAACAAUUUUUUAAUGAGGUCUGAUUAUUAUUUUUUUUGUUUUUUUUUGAAAAUUGUUUUUAGAAAAAAAAGAAAUUUCCUUUUGAAUUAAAAAAUAGGUAUAUUAUUUUUCAGAUAUUAAAUACCUUUUAAAAAUUUUUUUGUUUAACAAAUAAUUUUUUGAAAAUUUAGAUUCUUUAGCAAUAUGGCUGAACAACCAGCAAGAAUCAGAACAAUGGGGUUUUGUAACCGCCCGGGCUCGCCGGUACUUAAAUCAGUGCAUAAUCGAUUACAAGAAAUGCAUACAGAGAAUGGAAAGAUUCACCGAAUAAUCCCAAAGAGUCAGGCAAUAUGUUUACUCGCCCAUAUCGACUCUCCAAAUUGUAUUUGGUUCAAAAUGGUCAAUAAUAUAACAGAACAAAUGCAGUUACAUAAAUCUGCAUAUUUGGAACCUUUAAAUAAUUUAAAUGAAGUAAAAAGUUAUAUUUAUGUAAUGGCACCUAUAGAAGAGGGAGUUUAUGCUAGAGCUAGAAUUUUGCAUGUACAACCUGUUAAAUAUAAAGAAACCAGAUUUUCUUUUGUUUUUGCGCAUUUUAUUGAUGAAGGGUAUGGGGCUUGGAUGUUGGAGGAUUGCCUAGCAAAAAUGGAUCCACAAUUGCAAUGGCAUCCUUGGCAAGCAUUUCCCGUGUCUCUAUUUAAAUUUGAUUUACCAAAAAAUUUGGAGUCUUUUGAACGUUUAAAUUAUUGGCCAGAAGAGAUUAAUGACGAAUUAAUUAAAAUAAUGGGGGAAUAUGAACAAUUUAAAAUUGUACCUGUUCAAGGCAAAAUGACUAAUGAUUACUGUGAAUAUACGAGGGCAGAAAUAUAUGGAUUAAAUUCCGAAAGAGACAAUGAAAGAGGACAAGCAGAAUCUAUAGGGCAUCGUUUAGCUAUCGAAUUUCAACCUUUAGAAUUGCUUGAUAGAAAUAUGUUUCAUGUAAAUCAACAAAUAAUAUCUAAAAGGGAUGGAAUUAAGCCUUUAACAGUGGGUGAUGCAAUUUUAUUACUCCAACAAAUGCCAAAAUGGCGAAGGACAUUUCCUAAUGAUUUUUCAACUAUAAGAGAAGAAAUUAUUCCCGAAAAUGAAGAAGAGAGGGAAGGACAACUUCCUCCUCAUUGGCAAAAAAUUGCAGGGAAAUUACCCUUAGUGGAGGAUUUUACUUUUAAUUUAUUAAGAACACAUUAUUCUACAAAUGAAGGAAAACAAGUUGUGUGUAUUGAAUGGGAUUCUUUGAAAUCCCCUUAUGAAUUUUAUGCUUUUCCAUUGAAACAAACAUUACCAGAAGAAAAUAAAAAUAAAGAAGUACUAAUAGAGAAAAAUCCAAUAAGACGUCUCUACAAUUUACAAUCAGAAUUGGCUUUAGAAUUAAAUAAAUUUUAUGGGGACCCAAUAAAUAGGCGAAAAGUUGAUCCAAAUGAAGUUUUUACAAAUUUAGCUGUGGGGCCAUAUUUUGGAAUUUAUGAGACAAAUGAUGAAAUUAGAGAUAGAAAUUUUAGAAGAAUUCAAAUACUUGCAAUGAGAAAUAGGAGAGGGCCAGAAUGGACUAGUGAAUUUUGUAGAAUACGCUAUUUGGAUGUUGGGGGGACUGAAAUUGUGCCUUUUUGUUGUAUUUUGCGAAUACAUACAGAUCAUUGCAACAAGCCACCUCUAUGUAUUCAACUUUCUCUACAAACUAUUCAACCAGUAAAAACUAAAAAUUGGCAUUUGGAUGAAAUACGUUUCUUUAAAAGUCAGAUUCGUGUAGACAUUCCAGCAAUAUGCAAAUUGCGCUUACUCAAUCCUCACAAUGCUGUCACCGACUACAAUUCAUUGCCCCAAUCUUGGCCUGGCGUUUAUGGUGUUUACGAACUUAAUAUGGGUAAUGUCCAUUUGGAGGCUAAAAUGGUAGAGAAUGGAAGUGCUAUUUAUACAGAAGCAGUUAAUCGUAAUGGAAAUUGA
Meloidogyne enterolobii is the source of this 2159-nucleotide messenger RNA. The record is from the annotation of a GenBank genome assembly. Lineage: Eukaryota; Metazoa; Nematoda; Chromadorea; Rhabditida; Meloidogynidae.